This is a messenger RNA of Plasmodium vivax (malaria parasite P. vivax), 855 nucleotides long. RefSeq lists its product as hypothetical. Gene Ontology annotation, cellular component: mitochondrion; respiratory chain complex IV. The transcript has 4 exons. Lineage: Eukaryota; Apicomplexa; Aconoidasida; Haemosporida; Plasmodiidae. Bases 280 to 591 code for a protein of 103 amino acids. The record is from RefSeq and is a predicted model, not a curated record.
GCCCAAAAGGGAGGUGUACAUGUAAAAAGGAAAAGAACGAAAGAAAAAAAAAAAUAUGCCACUGCCAAACGCCUAUCGGCAAAGGUUCCCACUUGACGAAACUGAAUUGGUAUUUUUGUUCAUCCCGAGGUGUAGCGGGCGUCCCAUUGUGCGCAAGUUUUCCUGCCCCUUAAAAUGAGGCACUGCCCGCACGCGUAAAAAAAAAAGAAGCAAACACAUAAGCGCUAACGGCUAACCGCUAACGGCUAACCGCCAACCGCCAAGCACACACGUGACACCAUGACGGCCGCGCACUACCUGAACCCCAAACUGAUGAAGAACUACGAUGAGCUGACCGCGCACAACCCCCACUCCAGCGACCCGCGCUUUCUGCAGAUGAAUCAGUUUAACCACUGCGCCUACAGGUACACCAUGUUCUGCCGGUGCGCACGUGAACUGGGGGAGGACAACCCCCGCUGCAGGUUUCAGUACUACAGAGCCCAAAUUGCCUGCACAGCGGAGCAGCUGGAGGAUUGGGACGACCACAGACAGAAGGGAACAUGCGCCAUGGAUGUGCUGCCCGACCGGCUGACCGCCCACCUGAGGCAGUGAUGCGUUCGGAGCGGCGAUGGUGUAGAGAUGGUGUAGAGAAGUUGCAGAGAAGUUGCAGAGAAGUUGCAGAGAAGUUGCCGCUACACUGCCGCCACCUUUGCAAGUUUAGUGAAGAAGCCAUUUCAGUUGUUAACAAGGAGGGUGUUUUUUUUUUUUUUUUUUUUUCCUGUUUAUUCCUCUUUGCAGAGUGGCGGAGCGUGCGGCUAGGUUGCUCCUUAGAGGCUUCUGCGGAUGGCUCCCCGAGUGGCCAUUUCAAGUGACCAU